Molecule: messenger RNA, 5829 nt
Organism: Anolis carolinensis (green anole)
Lineage: Eukaryota; Metazoa; Chordata; Lepidosauria; Squamata; Anolidae
Gene: foxc1
Product: forkhead box C1
Biological process (GO): anatomical structure morphogenesis; regulation of transcription by RNA polymerase II; cell differentiation
Molecular function (GO): RNA polymerase II cis-regulatory region sequence-specific DNA binding; DNA-binding transcription factor activity, RNA polymerase II-specific
Source: RefSeq, a predicted model, not a curated record
AGAGAGAGAAAAAAAAGGAAAGAAAAGUGGGGGGGAAAGUAGGAGGCGAGGAUCCUGCGCGGGCGUAAAAAACUCCUCGCCCCGGUGACGGAGGCUCAAAAGUUCAGGAGGAGCUUUUUUCCAAAGCAACUUUCCCGGAGCAGCAGGGGAAAAAAAGACGUGACAUUGAAGGAGAAAGAAAGCGGGGCCUUGAGGAUGUAAGAUCCAUUCUCCUUCUCCAGCUUUUGAGUUGUUCUCAAGUUGGGCGAAACACCGGGCCCUGAAGGAAGCGGACAAAGAGAGAAAGAGGUGUCUCCAAAGACCGCCCGAAAGGUAUUCAAUAACCCUGUCUCCAAAGACUGGAUGUGUUUUCAAGUUGGGCGAGACACCGAAGAGGACAAAGGCAUCGCGUCCAGAGAGAGAGAGAUUUCCAAAGAGUCCUACUGGAUGGAAGUGACUUUUCCUGGCUGGGAGAGGAAGGGGGGAGGACGCCUCCUAUAAUACUCCCCUCCCCCGACUUUUUGAGGGUCUGAGAGGAGGAGGAGGAGGAGGAAGAUCCCGGUGGCCUCUGUUGCUGCUUCCUCUCUGUUUGGCUCUGGCGCUGCGGAGGGGUGGAGGGGGGAAAGCGGAGGAGGCGGAGGAGGAGGAAGAGGAGGAGGAGGAAGAGGAGACGGCGUUGGCGAGACCUCGGGAAAGGAGGCCAUGCAGGCUCGCUACUCCGUCUCCAGCCCCAACUCGCUGGGAGUGGUGCCUUACCUCGGAGGCGAGCAGAGCUACUACCGAGCCGCGUACGCAGCCAUGCCGGCUCCGAUGAGUAUGUACUCCCCGCACCCGGCGGAGCAGUACUCCAGCGGAGGAGGAGGAGGCGGCGUUGGAGGCCGCCCUUACGGCCCUUCGUACCCUCCGCAGCCGCAGCCCAAGGACUUAGUCAAGCCGCCUUACUCCUACAUCGCGCUCAUUACUAUGGCCAUCCAGAACGCGCCGGACAAGAAAAUCACUCUCAACGGCAUCUACCAGUUCAUCAUGGAGCGCUUCCCUUUCUACCGGGACAACAAGCAGGGCUGGCAGAACUCCAUCCGGCACAACUUGUCGCUCAACGAGUGCUUCGUGAAGGUGCCCCGCGACGACAAGAAGCCCGGCAAAGGCAGCUACUGGACCCUGGACCCGGAUUCCUACAACAUGUUCGAGAACGGCUCUUUCCUCCGGCGGAGGAGGCGCUUCAAGAAGAAGGACGCCGUCAAGGACAAGGAGGAGAAGGACAAGCACAAGGAGCAACCUCAACAGCAACCACCUCCUCCUCCUCCGCAGCCUCAACCCCCUGUGCGGCUGCAAGACAUCAAGACCGAGAAUGGAAGCUCCGCGUCGGCGUCCUCGCCUCAGCAAGCCUUGUCCCCGCUCGGAGGACAACCGGUGCCGAAAAUUGAGAGCCCGGAAAGCUCUAGCACGAGUAGUAGCCUCUCCAGCGGAGUAGGAGGGGAAAGAAGCAGUCCUCGAGGAGGAGGGAGCAACAACCGAGGGAUGGCUUUGGAGAAUGCAACCGCACCACAACCAUCCCCACCAUCAUCACCACCACCUCAUCACCAAGGAGGAGGAGGAGGAGGAGGAGGCUUCAGCGUGGACAACAUCAUUAUGACUUCCUUGCGCGCCUCGCCUCAAGAGCUCCUCACAGUCCCUGUUUCUUCCUCCUCCUCGUCGUCGUCUUCAUCAUCUUCAUCAUCUUCCAAUCCUUCCAGGACUGGGGUUUUGCCUCCUCCGCCUUCGCUGGCGUUGAGUAGCUGCUACUCCCCGCAGAACUCGCUCUACAGCGCCCCCUGCAGCCAGGGCGCGGGGACUGCAGCCAGCGCCAACAGCAGCUACCAUUGCAAUUUGCAAGCCAUGAGCCUCUACGCGGCGGCGGCGGCGGCGGCUGCGACGGCGUCGUCUUCUGCCAAUGGGAGCAGCGCGGAGCAGGACCCGCUCCCGGAGUAUAGUUUGGCGGCGAGCAGUAGCAGCAGCGCGUCUUCCCUCAGCCUCAGCCCGCAGGAGAGCGGCAACGGGGGAGGAGGAAGCGGAGGAGGGCGCCUGGCGUCGUGGUACCUCAACCCCGGCGCGGCGGGAGGCGAGCUGACCCACUUGGCGCCCGUCUCCUCGGCCUCGCCGUCCUCCUCCUCGCCCACGGGCUACCCGCCGCCCCACGCGCCGCCCCACGCGCAGAACUUCCACGCCGUGCGGGAAAUGUUCGAGGCCUCGCAGCGGCUGGGGCUCAACCACUCCCCCGUCAACAACGCCAACAACGGCAACGCCAACAACGGCGGCAGUUGCCAAAUGGCUUUCCCGGCCAGCCAGCCCUUGUAUCGCCCCUCCGGCGCCUUCGUCUACGACUGCAGCAAGUUCUGACCCAACGCGACAGACUCUCCCAUCCAAAGACAGCCAGUAUAUAUACACCUCUCUAUAUAGAUACAUAGAUAUAUAAUCUCUACUUUUGAAUUAAGCCAUGCUUUGUUAAAGGACAGUGUUACUCCAAAUAACACGUAAGUUUGUGGGGUUGUUUAUAAUUUUUCGCCUAUUGUUUUUUUUUCUUCUUCCUCCUCGAGUUCGUUCUUUGGCACCUUCCACACAGCUGAAUAAAAUCCCACAUUAUUUGCUUUGGCAGUGUGGACUAAGGGCCCUUCCACACCGCCCUAUAUAUAUAUAUAUAUCCCAGAAUAUCAAGGCAAGAAAUCCCACAAUAUCUGCUUUGAAAUGGGUUAUCGAGUCCACGCAGAAGCCCCGGUGGCGAAGUGUGUUAAAGCACUGAGCUGCUGAACUUGCAGACCAAAAGGUGCCAGGUUCAAAUCCCGGGAGCGGAAUGAGCGUCCGCUGUUAGCCCCAGCUCCUGCCAGUCUAGCAGUUCGAAAACAUGCAAAUGUGAGUAGAUCAAUAGGUACCGCUCUGGCGGGAAGGUAACAAUCAUGCCGGCCACAUGAACUUGGAGGUGUCUACAGGUUGGCAGGUUAAAUCAGGGGAGUGGGGUGAGCUCCUGCUGUUAGCCCCAGCUUCUGCCAACCUAGCAGUUCGAAAACAUGUAAAUGUGAGUAGAUCAAUAGGUACCACUCUGGCGGGAAGGUAACAAUCAUGCCGGCCACAUGAACUUGGAGGUGUCUACAGGUUGGCAGGUUAAAUCAGGGGAGUGGGGUGAGCUCCUGCUGUUAGCCCCAGCUUCUGCCAACCUAGCAGUUCGAAAACAUGCAAAUGUGAGUAGAUCAAAAGGUACCGCUCUGGCGGGAAGGUAACAGUCAUGCCGGCCACAUGAACUUGGAGGUGUCUACGGUUUGGCAGUUUAAAUCAGGGGAGUGGGGUGAGCUCCUGCUGUUAGCCCCAGCUUCUGCCAACCUAGCCGUUCCAAAACACGCAAUGGCGCUCCAUGCAGUCAUGCCGGCCACAUGACCUUGGAGGUGUCUACGGACAACGCCGGCUCUUGGCUUAGAAAUGAAUUUGAGCACCAACCCCCAGAGUCAGACAUGACUGGACUUAAGUUACCUUUUUAUCGAGUCCAUAUUCAGAUAAUGUAGGAUUUUCUGCCUUGAUAUUCUGGGGAUCCUUCCACACAGCCCUAUAUCCCAAAAUAUCAAGGCACAUUAUCUGAAUGUGGACUCAGAUAACCCAGUUCGAAGCAGAUAUUGUGGGAUUUUCUUUCUUGAUAUUUUGUGUGAAAGGGCCCUUUAAGUUUUUCCUCCCAUCUUUUGCUUCUUUCAUUGACUCCUGAGGCCCUUUCUACUGCCAUAUAAAAUCCACCCUCUUCUUUGAAUUGGAUUAUAUGGCAGUGUAGACUCCCACAAUCCGGUUCAAACUACAGGAGAGUCUUACUUAUCCAACGUAAACGGCCGCCACAAUGUUGGAUAAGCGAAUAUGUUGGAUAAUAAGGAGAGAUUAAGGAAAAGCCUAUGAAACAUCAAAUUCGGUUAUGAUUUUACAAAUUAAGCACCAAAACAUCAUGUUAGACAACAAAUUUGACAGAAAAAGUAGUUCAAUACACAGUAAUGCUAUGUAGUAAUUACUGUAUUUACGAAUUUAGCGUGUUGGAUAAUCCAGAACGUUGGAUAAGUGAGACUCUACUGUACCAUGAUAUUUGGGUGCUACAUUCGUAAAUACAGUAAUUACAACAUAACAUUACUGCAUAUUGAACUAUUUUUUCUUUCAAAUUUGUUGUACAACAUGAUGUUUUGGUGCUUAAUUUGUAAAAUCAUAACCUAAUUUGAUGUUUAAUAGGCUUUUCCAUAAUCUCUCCUUAUUAUCCAAUAUAUUCGCUUAUCCAAGCUUCUGCCAGCCCGGAGACUCUACUGUAUAUGGCAGUGUGGACUCAGAUAACCCAGUUCAAAGCGGAUAAUGUUGGAUUUAGUGCCUUGCUAUUCUGUGUGGAAGGGGCCUUUUGUUAAGUUUUUCCUCCCACUUGGACCCUCUUUUGCUUCUUUCAUAUCUACCGCCAUAUAAAAUCCACCCUCUCUGCUUUGAAUUGGAUUAUAUGGCAGUGUAGACUCCCAUAAUCCGGUUCAAAGUAGAUCAUGCGAGUUAUCUGAUUUGAUAAAAUUGAUUAUGGGCCCUUUCACACAGCCCUAUAUCCCAGAAUACCUAGGCAGAAAAUUUUGAGUGUGGACUCAGAUAACCCAGUUUAAAGCAGAUAUUAUUGGAUUUUCCACCUUGGUAUUCUGGAAUAUAGGGCUGUGUGGAAGGGGCUUGGGAGAUCUGGGGCCUUGUUGAUUCUUCCCAUAUAAAAUCCAAAUUUAUCUGCUUUGAACAGUAUUAUAUGAGUCUACACGAGUUCGAAGCAAAUAAUGUGGAUUUUAUAUGGCAAAUUUAGGAUGAUGUUUCCGCCUAUUUCUUUGGCCCCUUUCACACAGCUGUAUAAAAUCCACAUUGAAUUGGAUUAUGUGUCAUUUUAGAAUAUAAUCCGGUUCAAAGUAGAUAAUGCAGGUUAUCUAAUUUGAUAACCCGGAUUAUAUGGUAGUGUAGAAGGGGCCUGGGAGAUCUGGGACCUCGUGGACACUGCCAUAUAAAAUACAGAUUUAUCUGCUUUGAACUGGAUGAUAUGAGUCUCCACUGUCACAUAAUCCAGUUCAAAGCAAAAAAUCUGGAUUUUAUAUGGCAGUGUAGAUGGGGCCUGGGUUUAGGCAUCUGACUUCCCUCCAAACCCCCAAAAUAACCCGCACAGUUUUAGGGUGCUGCUUCUUUGGCCCCUUCCACACAGGCCUUAUAUCCCAGGAUCCGAUCCCAGGUUUUCUCCUUUAAACUGCAUUAUAUGAGUCCGCACUGCCAGAUAAUCUGGGAUAAAUAAAAAAACCUGGGAUCAGAUCCUGUCUGGAAGUGCUCACAGCUGUAUAAAAUCCACAUUGAACUGGAUUAUGUGGCAUUGUGGACUCAGAUAAUCCAGUUCAAAGCAGAUAUUGUGGAUAAUCUGUCUUGAUAUUCUGGUUAUAUGGCUGUGUGGAAGGGCUCUCUUUCUUUCUUUCUUUCUUUCUUUCUUUCUUUCUUUCUUUCUUUCUUUCUUUCUUUCUUUCUUUCUGUCCUCCUUCCUUUUUUCUCCCUCCCAGGGCUCUUUUUUUCUAUGCCAAGGACUUGUUUUAAAGUGUAAAUGGAUAUAUAGUAAUUUAUUUUUAAAGUUGUAGUCUGGAUUCUUUGGACCAAACGCCAGAAAGUGUUCUUUCCUUCCCAUCUUCCCACCUCUUGACUUUCCAAAUGACCUGCAACCUUUAUAUUUGUUUCCAUUAUAUACGAAAAGGGAAAUGUGUAUUAAUCUUAUUUUAUCGUUUUUUUCUCCUCUCUCUUUUUGUUGUUGUUGUUGAAGAUAUCCUGAAGUCAUUAACUUGUUUAUUAAUAAAUUACCAUUCAAUUGAA